GCGCGGGCGAGGAGCGGCUGCGGGGAACCCCGAUGAACUCUCCGGAAAGAGCGUGAACGAGGGUCGGUCCGCAGCGCUCGGCCCGGGCGCCAGGGGUCUCCUUUGGGGACCUGGGAGCAGCAGAGCCGGGGAAAGACUGGGGAGGAUGACCGUUCGGCCCUUGGGGACCUCAGCGCAGUAAUGCCAACAUGAUGGUCCACCCAGGUCGCAUGUGGAGCUGUCAUUGGAAGUGGAAGCCAGGUUCCCUCUUGUUCUUAUUUGCUUUCUAUAGUGUCCAUGUUCCUCAGUCAGUGCGAGGAUGCGCCAACUGCAGGCUUGUCCUGUCUAACCCUUCUGGGACCUUUACUUCUCCGUGCUACCCUAAUGACUACCCUAACACCCAGGCUUGCAUGUGGACCCUCCAGGCCCCCACCGGCUAUAUCAUUCAGAUAACGUUUAAUGACUUCGACAUUGAAGAAGCUCCCAAUUGCAUUUAUGACUCAUUAUCCCUUGAUAAUGGAGAAAGCCAGACUAAAUUUUGUGGAGCAACUGCCAAAGGUCUAUCAUUUAACUCAAGUGCGAAUGAGAUGCAUGUGUCCUUUUCAAGUGACUUUAGCAUCCAGAAGAAAGGUUUCAAUGCCAGCUACAUCCGAGUUGCUGUGUCCUUAAGGAAUCAAAAAGUCAUUUUACCCCAUACAUUAGAUGUGUACCAGGUAUCUGUUGCAAAAAGUGUCUCUAUUCCGGAGCUCAGCGCUUUCACACUCUGUUUUGAAGCAAACAAAAUUGGCAAGGAAGACGGUGAAUGGAUGGCUUUCUCCUACUCAAAUGCAUCCUUCACACAGUUGCUCAGUUUCGGAAAGGCCAAGAGUGGCUACUUUCUAACUAUAUCUGGCUCACAGUGCUUACUAAACAGCGUGUUACCUGUAAAGGAUAAAGAAGAUAUUUUCACAGAAAGCUUUGAGCAGCUUUGCAUCGUUUGGAAUAAUUCUUUGGGCUCUGUGGGUAUAAGUUUCAAAAGAAAUUAUGAAGCAGUUCCAUGUGAUUCUACCAUCAAUAAAGUUAUUUCUGGGAAUGGGAAAUUGUUGUUGGGCUCCAAUCAAAUUGAAAUUGCUUCUCUAAAAGGGGACAUUUAUAACUUUCGACUUUGGAAUUUUACCAUGGAUUCCAAAAUCCUCUCCAACCUCAGCUGUAACGUGAAAGGGAAUGUGGUCGACUGGCAAAAUGACUUUUGGAAUAUCCCAACUCUAGCUCUGAAAGCUGAAAGCAACCUCAGCUGUGGUUCCUACCUGGUCCCGCUUCCCGCAGCAGAACUAGCCAACUGUGCAGAUUUGGGGACCCUCUGCCAAGCUACUGUAAACUCUCCUAGUACUAGACCACCUACUGUCAUCACUAACAUGCCUGUUACUAAUAGAGUCGAUAAACAAAGGAAUGAUGGAAUUAUCUAUAGAAUUUCCUUAGUGAUUCAAAACAUCCUUCGUCACCCUGAGGUAAAAGUACAGAGCAAGGUGGCAGUAUGGCUCAAUUCAACCUUCCAAAACUGGAACUACACUGUUUAUGUAGUUAAUAUCAGUUUUCACCGGAAUGUGGAAGAGGACAAGGUUAAAGUCAAGAGAAGCAUUGUGGAUGAUCAAAGGUUGACAGUUUGGGCCCUUCUAGUUUACAAUGCUACCAACAAUCACAAUUUAGAAGGAAAAGUCAUUCAGCAGAAACUCUUAAAAAAUAAUGGGUCCCUGGAUGAGGACUUGAGGCUUUAUACAGUGAAAGUGAGGCAACUGGGUUUCUGUCCUAAGGAUGAGGAUCCCAAAGGCUUUCAGUGGCCAGUCAUCCCGCCUUCUGAAUACAGGCAGCCUUGUCCAGGGAAACCGGGUUUUUAUGCUUCACGGACAUGUAUUCGUGACCUUUCCAACACAUCUUUAGCCAUCUGGGGGCCUCCUGAUGUCUCCAAUUGUUCAAGGGAAGCAAAUGAAGUUGCCAAUCAGAUUUUAAAUUUAACUGGUGAUGGGCAGACCUUAAACUCAGCCAAUAUUACCAGCAUUGUAGAACAGGUCAAAAGGAUCGUGAAUAAAGAAGAAAACAUUGAUAUAACUCUUGGCUCAACUUUGAUGAAUAUAUUUUCUAAUAUCUUAACCAGUUCAGACAGUGACUUGCUUGAGUCUUCUUCUGAAGCUUUAAAAACAAUUGAUGAAUUGGCUUUCAAGAUAGACCUAAAUAGCACAUCACGUGUGAAUAUUGCAACUCGGAAUUUGGCUCUUGGAAUAUCAUCCCUGUCUCCAGAGACAAGUGAAAUUUUAAAUUUUAGCAUCAGUCUUCCAAAAAAUAAUGAAUCAUAUUUCCAGAUGCAUUUUGAGAGUGGACAUGAGGAUCCAUUGGCGUCUGUAAUUUUGCCUCCAAACAUACUUGAAAACUUAAGUCAAGAAUCUUCUGCAGCAGUUAAAAGAGCUCAGUUUACUUUCUUCAAUAAAACUGGACUUUUCCAGGAUGUAGAGACCAAGAGAGGCACCUUGGUGAGUUAUGUGAUGGCGUGCAGUAUUGGAAACAUUACCAUCCAGAAUUUGAAGGCUCCAGUUCAAAUUAAAAUCAAACAUACAAGAAACCAGGCAGUGCCGGAUCCGAUCUGUGCCUUCUGGGAUCUGAACAAAAAUGAAGGUUCUGGAUUUUGGAACACAUCGGGAUGUGUUGUUGCAGACAGAGAUUCAGACGCGAGCGAGACGGUCUGCCUCUGCAACCACCUCACACACUUUGGAGUUCUGAUGGACCUCCAAGGGACUGCCUCACAGAUAGAUGCAAGGAACACUAAAGUCCUCACCUUCAUCACCUAUAUCGGGUGUGGAAUAUCAGCUAUUUUUUCAGCAGCAACUCUCCUGACAUAUGUUGCUUUUGAAAAAUUGCGAAGAGAUUAUCCCUCCAAAAUCCUGAUGAACCUGAGCACGGCGCUGCUGUUCCUGAACCUCAGCUUCCUGCUGGACGGCUGGGUGGCCUCGUUCCAGGUGGAGGGCCUCUGCAUCGCCAUCGCGGCCCUGCUGCACUUCUUCCUCCUCGCCACCUUCACCUGGAUGGGGCUGGAAGCGAUUCACAUGUACAUUGCUCUGGUUAAAGUAUUUAACACGUACAUUCGCCGCUACAUACUGAAAUUCUGCGUCAUUGGCUGGGGCUUACCUGCCUUCAUUGUGGCGGUCGUUCUAGCAAGCAGAAACCAAAAUGAAGUCUAUGGAAAAAAAAGUUAUGGAAAAGAACAAGAUGAUGAAUUCUGUUGGAUUCAGGAUCCAGUGGUCUUCUACGUGACCUGUGCAGGGUAUUUCGGAGUCAUGUUUUUCCUGAAUGUUGCAAUGUUCAUCGUGGUGAUGGUGCAGAUCUGUGGGAGGAACGGCAAGAGGAGCAACCGGACGCUGCGUGAGGAGGUCCUGCGGAACCUGCGCAGUGUGGUCAGCCUGACGUUUCUGCUGGGCAUGACAUGGGGCUUUGCUUUCUUUGCCUGGGGACCCUUACAGAUCCCUUUCAUGUACCUCUUCUCCAUCUUCAAUUCAUUACAAGGCUUGUUUAUUUUUAUUUUCCACUGUGCUAUGAAGGAGAAUGUUCAGAAACAGUGGAGGCGGCAUCUCUGCUGUGGUAAAUUUCGGUUAGCAGACAACUCGGACUGGAGUAAGACAGCUACCAACACCAUCAAGAAAAGUUCUGAUAAUCUAGGAAAAUCAUUGUCCUCAAGCUCCAUUGGUUCCAAUUCAACCUACCUUACAUCCAAAUCGAAAUCUAGCAGUACCACCUACUUCAAAAGGAAUAGUCACACCGACAAUUCUUCCAUGGACAAGUCCUCAUCAAAAGUGACCCAUGCUGAUGGAGAGCAAACAUCAAUCAUCCCUGUCCAUCAGGUCAUUGAUAAGGUCAAGGGUUAUUGCAAUGCCCAUUCAGAUAACUUCUAUAAAAAUAUUAUCAUGUCAGACACCUUCAGCCACAGCACAAAGUUUUAAAGUCUUUGACACAAGAAAGAGGGAUCAGUCUGCAGAAACGUGAUCUGCCAGCAGUGGAAGCUGUGACUAGCGGGUGUAAAUACGCCGUUACCUAGGUAACUGCAUAUAUAUGAGGAAUGUAUUUUGUUAAAAUGGCUUUUGUGAAACUCAGAAUUUGUCUUUUCUUCAGUGUAGUUCUUCCAUGGGGAAGCUUCUAUCAUCACUAAAACUUCAGUACUGGCAGCAACAUGACUCAGUAGCCACAGGAAAUUUUUUAAAUAUGUAAUUGGAUUAGACUAAUCAGAGCUCACACGGGGAGGCUUUAAAGUUAGAGGACAGGGGGAGAGGCUGAGCUAAGGACAAACACUAAGUUAGAGCUCAUUCAUACCCCACCUAAGAGUUAGGUUUGGAUGUGGCUAUUUGCUUCCUCGAAAUCUUUCUCAAUUAAAAGCAUAUUUCUAACUCUUUUGGUUGCCCACAGAGCCCAUCUCAGCAAUAGUUUCUGUGAAUACAGUGGCACAUUUCCUCUUUUUCAGUGAAACUUCAACCAUGGAUACAAAAGAAAGUCUAACCUAAAAAUCAGAU
Molecule: messenger RNA, 4508 nt
Organism: Pteronotus mesoamericanus
Lineage: Eukaryota; Metazoa; Chordata; Mammalia; Chiroptera; Mormoopidae
Gene: ADGRG6
Product: adhesion G protein-coupled receptor G6
Exons: 25
Coding region: 189-3944 (1251 amino acids)
Biological process (GO): cell surface receptor signaling pathway; adenylate cyclase-activating G protein-coupled receptor signaling pathway; myelination in peripheral nervous system
Cellular component (GO): plasma membrane
Molecular function (GO): laminin binding; G protein-coupled receptor activity
Source: RefSeq, a predicted model, not a curated record